AUGAAUUUGUUGAAAACAGGCUCGAGAGGCAAACCCAGCAACAUUUCGACAAGUACUGUUUCAACGGGAAUCAAUAACUCGGGGGCUUCUGGCUCGAAGAGAAAAGACAAUGAGAUAGAAAGUCUCAUCGCUCGAGGUCAUUUCAAACAGUACGUGAAGAGACAGGGCUAUGGAUACAACCAGCCCAGUCUGCCCAAUAACCCAAAUAACCAAGGGUUACAACCUCUUCCUAUUGAAGGAGAGAACAUCUUGGUUAUUUCGGGAGGGCCAAAUAUCACAGGGGAGAGCAGUAACUCCCAAAAGAGAUAUGUGAAAGAGAUAAAGAAUGAGGAGUCGGAAUUCGCCCAAGAACCUUCUAAGAAGGUGAAAACUGAGGAACCUCUAAUCAUAUUCACGGAGGAAGAUGAGAAGAACUUGAGAUAUCCUCACGUCGAUCCAUUAGUGAUUACCAUUCAACCCGCUAAUAAGAAAAUAAAGAGGGUGUUAAUAGAUACCGGAAGCUCAGUAAAUAUCCUUUAUAAGGAAACACUGAGGAAUAUGGGGCUCGAAAAAUCAAAUUGA
This is a messenger RNA of Cannabis sativa, 561 nucleotides long. RefSeq lists its product as uncharacterized. The record is from RefSeq and is a predicted model, not a curated record. The transcript is spliced from 2 exons. Lineage: Eukaryota; Viridiplantae; Streptophyta; Magnoliopsida; Rosales; Cannabaceae. The coding region runs from base 1 to 561 and encodes 186 amino acids.